UAGUAGAGUACAUUUUUGAAUUAUAAUUUACGUGAAAGCGUAGAACGAAGAAGAGCGAAAGCCGGAAGUUCCCACUGAAGCUAGCAAAAGAAGAAGAAGAAGAAGAAGUCGUGGAACGUGAGCACAUAAACAACGUGGAGAGAUGCAGACCUCCUGCAACAGCGCUGAGCAGCCUCGUCCAUUAUUUGGAGGAGCGCUGUCAGCUGUUAUCCCUCACAGCGCCACAGAUGUCAGUGACUUGAGGGAGAUCCCCGACAACCAGGAGGUGUUUGCUCAUGCACACACCGAUCAGAGCCUUAUUGUGGAGCUGGUGGAGUUUCAAGCUCAGGUGUCGGACCAGGACUCUGCCCUGUACCACUUUGAGGACAUCGCUGACAGUAACAAAGCUCUGGAACCCGGUACUUUUGCUGUUUCCAAUGUUGUUGCUUUGCCUCCAACAGAGAUUUCCCUGUCAGAGUGCAGCUCAGCCUGGAUGCUGAGUGGAACACAGUGUGUUUCCAAAUUCAAUGAGCAGGCGAGGAACACAGUGACUAUUCAUCUGGGUUUGUUUCGUCUGCCACAGUUCACAACAGAAAUCCUGGUGACCUUCAAUGACCCACAGAUCAUUAGUCCUGACAGCAGCAGUGCAGCCUCUGUGGUAACACAUGGGGUGCCAUGGACAGUGCAGGACUUUAAGCUACUUUUAAAAACUCUGACGUUGCACAAUCCUGAACUGUUUGGGUAGACCAACUGCUUAAAUACUGACAUUUGCUGCAAAAAUAUCUACUAGGAUUGUACACACACCUUACAGUUACUUUGUUAGAUUCAGCAAUUAACUUCAUAGUCAAGUUCAGAACAGUCUGCUGAAGUUGACAAUGUGCAUCAAGAGUGGGAAAGAAAUUUUGUGACUGAGUGACAAGUAUUCUUAUUUCCUAUAGACUUUAAAUAUGAAUGGCUCUCUGAUUAUGCUCUGAUUUCUGGGAUUUCAGUACAAUUUGCAAUGUCUAACUUUGAAUUAUGUGUCAAUUGUGUACUGACAUAACAUGUGAUCUUUCAAUCAGAAAAAUGAUUUGUGUUUUUGGAAUUUUACAACAUACCGUACCUGAGAAAAAUGCAGAUGUGAGACCAAUAAUCCCAGACAUGCAGACUUCUGUAUCCCACCACAUUCUUUGCAUACUUAUCCUUCCACACAUUUCCUCACUUGUGCCUUUCUUCUUUUAUUUUAUUACAAAAUUCUACCACCAGC
Molecule: messenger RNA, 1225 nt
Organism: Cynoglossus semilaevis (tongue sole)
Lineage: Eukaryota; Metazoa; Chordata; Actinopteri; Pleuronectiformes; Cynoglossidae
Gene: rangrf
Product: RAN guanine nucleotide release factor
Exons: 2
Coding region: 143-724 (193 amino acids)
Biological process (GO): protein import into nucleus; heart contraction; regulation of sodium ion transmembrane transporter activity
Cellular component (GO): nucleus
Molecular function (GO): transmembrane transporter binding; guanyl-nucleotide exchange factor activity; small GTPase binding
Source: RefSeq, a predicted model, not a curated record